GCGGACCGUGAGGGGCAGGCCUGUGGCGCUUGUCUUCUUGUCCCGAGCUUGAAAGGAGGUGGAAACAGCAGCGGCGGUGGCGGCGGUGACGACGUUCGUCGUUGGAGACGCAACCUGAGGCGAGUCCCUUCAGCGGCGGAACAACCGAAGGAAGAAGGACCCAGCACAUUCUGACAGAAGAUUAUUCACAAAAGAUGGAGAGCCUGCUGUGAGAAGAAUCAUUCAUCUCUGCUUUGUGCCUGCCUGUGGAAGGACAGAAUUACACUAAUUCUCCCAAGAUUGCCUCUGAAAAUUUGGUAUCGUGUGCAUCUUUCAGUCUGGCUGUGUGUUUAGUAUGUGGAUUCUACCUCUUCACUAAUGAGAGGGAGAAUGGGAACCCAGGGCAGCCCUGUGAAGAGCUAUGAUUAUCUGCUCAAGUUCUUGUUGGUUGGUGACAGUGAUGUUGGCAAAGGAGAAAUCCUGGAGAGCCUUCAAGAUGGAGCAUCUGAAUCGCCUUACGCAUACAGUAAUGGAAUUGACUACAAGACCACAACAAUCCUGUUAGAUGGCAGACGAGUCAAACUGGAGCUCUGGGACACAUCGGGCCAAGGGAGGUUCUGUACAAUUUUUCGGUCAUACUCCAGGGGAGCUCAGGGAAUCCUCUUGGUCUACGACAUUACCAAUCGCUGGUCUUUUGAUGGAAUAGACAGAUGGAUCAAGGAAAUUGAUGAGCAUGCUCCUGGUGUGCCCCGCAUCUUGGUUGGCAACCGGCUUCAUCUGGCCUUUAAACGGCAAGUGCCAACAGAGCAAGCCCGCUCCUAUGCAGAGAAAAAUUGCAUGACGUUCUUUGAGGUCAGCCCAUUGUGCAACUUCAACGUAAUUGAGUCCUUCACGGAGCUGUCUCGUAUUGUGUUGAUGAGGCAUGGCAUGGAGAAGAUAUGGAGGCCCAACAGAGUGUUCAGCCUGCAAGACCUCUGCUGCCGCGCCAUUGUUUCCUGCACACCCGUCCACCUUAUAGACAAGCUGCCCCUUCCCGUCACUAUCAAGAGCCACUUGAAGUCCUUCUCCAUGGCUAACGGCAUGAACGCAGUGAUGAUGCACGGCCGCUCAUACUCCUUGGCCAGCAGUGGAGGUGGGAGCAGCAGCAAAGGCAACAGCUUGAAGCGCUCCAAGUCUAUCCGUCCGCCACAGAGCCCACCGCAGAACUGCUCGCGUAACAACUGCAAGAUCUCUUAGCAAGUUGGUGCUGGGGAGUGUCUCCUCCAGCCACGCCCGCCCACUCGCUGAUGUACAGAUGUUUACACACACGUAACCCAUUCCACUGUGGGGUCCCUCCUGACGUUCCUCUGUGUCUCUGGCAAC
Messenger RNA from Zootoca vivipara (common lizard), 1341 nucleotides. RefSeq names its product RAB40C, member RAS oncogene family (gene RAB40C). Gene Ontology annotation, molecular function: GTP binding; GTPase activity. The record is from RefSeq and is a predicted model, not a curated record. Gene Ontology annotation, biological process: intracellular signal transduction. NCBI's taxonomy places the organism in Eukaryota, Metazoa, Chordata, Lepidosauria, Squamata, Lacertidae.